Sodiomyces alkalinus F11 is the source of this 1760-nucleotide messenger RNA. RefSeq lists its product as hypothetical. Gene Ontology annotation, molecular function: acyltransferase activity, transferring groups other than amino-acyl groups. Lineage: Eukaryota; Fungi; Ascomycota; Sordariomycetes; Glomerellales; Plectosphaerellaceae. Gene Ontology annotation, biological process: polysaccharide biosynthetic process. The transcript has 2 exons. The coding region runs from base 123 to 1601 and encodes 492 amino acids. Gene Ontology annotation, cellular component: membrane. The record is from RefSeq and is a predicted model, not a curated record.
UCCCCCACUCCCACCCUUCGUCUUUCGACCGAACCUUGCGGUAAAGCCUGAUAUACUUACUGCUCUUCGACUGCCUCAUAUACUUCCGCCGGGCUCCUAUACCUCGAAGGGCUACAGCGGCCAUGCGGUCGAGGUGGAUCACCAACGCCCUCCUGGUUUUGCUCCCCAGCUUUGUUGUUGACCAGCUCCGCCACGAUCACCACCACCUCAAACCCCUACGCUUACAUGCGACCUCGUACAUCGACGGCCUCCGCGGGAUAGCUUCCCUGAUCGUGUCCAUCUGCCACUACACCGAGGACAACCAUGCCUACUUCGUCCCUUCCUGGGGUUUGAACAAGAGAUCCUCCGCCGCCCUCCAACUUCCUUUUGUUCGCGUCAUCUACUCGGGACGCCCUAUGAUCCACGUAUUCUUCGUCAUCUCCGGCUUCGUUCUCUCCUACAAACCGCUCAAGGCCCUACACGCCCGCGAUGUUGAACGUUGCCACGCCGCCUUGGCAUCAUCAGCCUUCCGCCGACCCAUUCGCCUCUUUGGUCCUUGCCUUGUUUCGACCUUCAUGAUCGUCCUCCUCACGUAUAGCGGAUUUCUCUACGAGCCUCUGCCGAGUCUAUCCGAGCAGUUAGAAGAUUGGUGGCAUGCGCUCUUCCGCAGCAUCACCUGGCCGUGGUCUUGGGAUUACGACCUCCGCCCGACCUACGACAUCCACCUUUGGACCGUACCCAUCGAGUUCGUCCACUCGAUGCUGCUCUUCAUGGUCCUCCUGGUCGUGUCGCCCAUGCGGCGCCCCAUCCGCCUGGCCGCCUUGGUCUCCAUCAUAUUUUACUGCCUCAGCUGUGGUCGUUGGGCCGCCUUCGAAUUCAUUGGCGGCAGCCUGAUAGCCGAGCUUCACCUCACGCAAGCUAACAAGAUGUUGACUCUGACGAAUCUCGCAGAGCGGAGACCCCGGCAAAACUACAACAGCAACAGCAACAACGACGACGACGACGACGACGACGACGAUAAGAACAACAACAAUUUGAACGUCCGGUUCGUGUUGAAGACCGCAACUUAUACCGCAGCUGUCCUCCUAUGGUGGUUCAUCGCGGGCUGGCCGAACGAAAACGCCGAACGGACGCCGGGCAUCCAGUUUCUCCUUGCCAAGACCCCCCAACCUUUCUCCUCCAUCGAGCAGGACGAAUGCGGACCGCAGAAGUUCUGGUUUUCCUUGUCGGCCAUGGGACUCGUCUGGGCCAUCACCCAGGUGGACCUUCUGCAGAGGUGCCUGGAGAACAGCGUGGUGCAAUACCUCGGGCGGAUCAGCUAUUCUUUGUACAUCGUCCACGGGCCCAUCCUAAACAUGGCCCAAGGUCGCGUCAUCGGGCGCGUAGCGGCCAUGGCCAGCGGGAAUUCGGGUAGCAAGCACUUCCGCUCAGGGGCCUCCUCGGGGGGGCUCAAGGGCCUCCUCGGGGCGGACACGCCGACGCAGCAGACGCUGGUGUGGAUUCUGGGCAUUGUUAUCAUGUGGCCCUGUAUCAUUUGGGCCGCUGACGUGUUUUGGAGGUUAGUGGACCGUCCCAUAAUGGCAGGGGCGAGGAAGUUGGAAGACUGGUGUUCAGAUGCGUAGUGGUAAUUAGCUGGGGGGACAUUCAUUGAGACUGGGAGGGGGAAGUGGCAAUAAGGCGCAGAGGGGGAAAGAUAGAGAAGCGAUCGGAGCAUACAACAUUGUCGUAGGAUGCCUUUAAAAAGUAACCACAUGCCAGGUUAUAAGAAAGCGAGUCUGGCG